Messenger RNA from Teleopsis dalmanni, 3129 nucleotides. RefSeq lists its product as uncharacterized. Lineage: Eukaryota; Metazoa; Arthropoda; Insecta; Diptera; Diopsidae. The transcript has 3 exons. Gene Ontology annotation, molecular function: zinc ion binding; nucleic acid binding; aspartic-type endopeptidase activity. The coding region runs from base 1 to 3129 and encodes 1042 amino acids. The record is from RefSeq and is a predicted model, not a curated record. Gene Ontology annotation, biological process: proteolysis.
AUGGAUCCAUCAAAAUUAUUAGCUCUGCUAAAACAGCAAAAAGCAAUAUAUGACGAUGUUAAGAAUAUCGAUAAGAAUAGCAGCAAACGUGAGUUGCGUGCGAAUACAAUAAAAGAACGUUUAGAUAAACUACAAGGAUUAUGGAAUCAAUUUAAAGAUAAUCACGAGAAAAUACUCUUAACGGAGAAUAAGGAAGACAAAUAUUUUAAAGAGGACUUUUACACUACAGUGCAUCAAAAAGUGAUUCAGGUGAAAACAAUGCUCGAAGAAAUAGUUGAAAGCAAAGAUAGAAAUGCAGAAUCUGUUGAAAGCAAAAGUGUAGACGAGAAAAUAACGGAAAGUCAAAUUGAGAAAAAUAAAAUCAACAAUCUAGUAGAGCAAUAUAACAAUAACAUCGCAAGGUUAAGACAGAUGUUAGAAAAUCUUGACCAUUAUGAUACUGUCACGCGAUUGGAACAACUUAAUGGAAUCUGGAAAAGAAAGUUCGAAGACAUUAGAAGUAUCUAUAAGAAGCUGGUUAUUGAAAUGUCGUACAAUGAAGUAAACAUUAUGAAUGAUUAUGAUGAGAUUGAAGACCAAUACGAUAAGGCGUUAGAUGAAUUAGCCAAUAAAAUGGAAAAAUUACGUGAGGGGAACAACGUUAAGCUUGACUGCAUUAGAAUCCCAAAUUUCAACGGUAAUAUUGAAGAAUGGUCGUCUUUUCAUGAUCUAUAUAAAAGGCUUAUCCAUGAGGAUGGAAAAAUUUCGAAUGUUGAGAAAAUGUAUCGACUCAAAACAUUAGUAAAAGGAGAAGCAAGCAAGCUGAUACAACAUCUACCGGUGUCGGAAUUGAAUUAUGCUGUAGCUUGGGAGAUUUUGUCGCAAAGGUACGAAAAUGAAAGAAUGUUGUUUACAAUAUUGGUCGAUAAAUUGCUCGAUCAACCAUCUGUAUAUAAUGAUUCAGCGUCAAGUUUGAAAAAGUUGCUUGACACAUCGAUAGAAUGUAUCCAGGGGCUGAAGGCAAUGGGUAUAAAAACGAAUGAAGCAGAUCCAAUAAUAGCAAGGAUUAUAAUCAGGAAGUUGGAUAAGGAAGGAUUACGGCUAUAUGAGCAAAAUAUAAAAAGGACAAAGGAGAUUCAAAAAAUGGACGAUGUAUUACAGUUUCUGGAGCAGCAAUACCAAGCAGUAGAGGCGAUUAAAUCUAAGAAACAAACUAAUAAUGUAAAGUCUUUUCAAAAAACAACAGCGACAACUAUAGUAGCAAAUGAUUACCAGUGCUUUUACUGCAACAAAAAAGGACAUAUGGCAAUAAAGUGUUAUGAGUUUCUAAAGCUACAAGUCAAGGACAAAAAUACAUGGGUAAAAGACGCUAAAAUUUGUCGCGUCUGUUUAUCGCAUAAAACUACAAAAAGAUGCAAUAGUAAGACAAAAUGUCAAGAUUGUGGGAAGUGGCAUAAUACUCUUUUGCACAUUAAUUCAGGGCAAAAUAAUAACACAUCAACAUUAACAAUGAAUACGGGCACAGCAGAAAAUGUGUUACUUCCAACGGCGCAAGUGCGCGUAAAAAGUGUUCAAGGUGAGAUGAUUAUGUUAAGGGUUCUAAUUGACCAAGGGUCGCAAACUACAGCUGUAUCAGAAGAAGCGGCACAAAUAUUAAAUUUGCCAAGGAAAAAAGUAAAAAUGGAGGUGCAAGGGCUUGGAGGAACAUCGGUUGGCGUUGCAAAGGCAAAAAUAAAUCUUCAAAUUCACCCACGAUUCACCAGUAAAUAUAAAAUAAAUGCAGAAGCAUUGAUUUUACCAUCAUUGGUAUCUUGUCAACCGGAUAAAACCUUUAGCUAUAAUAUAGAUAAGUGGGAAAAUAUGACCUUGGCGGACCCAAAUUUUAAUAAAUCCGAUAGAAUUGACAUAAUCAUAGGAAGCGAUCUUUACGGAGAAAUUCUUGAAGGCGGUCUACUUAAAAAAGAUAAAAUAUUGGCGCAAUCAACAAAGUUCGGCUGGAUAUUAUCAGGUAUUUUACAAGCAAAAAGAAGCAUUAAAGGAUUCAUCUCUUCCAACGUCGUCAACAUAGAAAAGUUUUGGGAAAUAGAAGAAAUUCCAGAGGAUGAAGAUUCAUCGGAAGACGGAUAUUGUAUGAAAAAUUAUGCUGCGACAACUACCAAAAAUGAAGAUGGACGAUUUAUAGUUGAGUUACCUUUCAAAGAAGAACACCAACUUGGCGACUCAUACAAAAUGGCGAUGGCACGAUUCAUAAAUUUGGAAAGAAAAUUACAGGCAAACCCAUCAUUAAAGAGAGAAUAUGUCGAAUUCAUGAAAGAGUAUCUAGCUGAUGGGCAUAUGAAAAAAAAAUACCAAGAUAUUUUGUGGACAAGCGAGAUUAAUCAGCCAAUUAAAGAAUACAAGUUAACAACUGUAACUUACGGUAUUGCCCCUGCUUCAUUUUUAGCUAUAAGAACGUUAUUUGAAAUAGCAAAUGAAUGUCAGGAUAAUCAGAUAUCGAAAAUAAUUAAAGACGAUUUUUAUAUGGACGAUCUUCUAACUGGCGGUGAUACAAAAGAAGAGUGCAAAAGUGUUCGGCUAAGGAUAUCGGCACAUUUGGAGAAGUAUGGAUUUCAUUUGAGAAAAUGGUGCUCUAACAGCAUGGAUAUAAUAGAAACGGUGGAAAAAUCAAAAGACAAUGAGGUCAUUGAUAUAGAUAAAGAAGAAAGUAUAAAAACGCUUGGCUUGCAAUGGAAUCCUAACAAUGAUAUAUUCAUGUUUAAGAUAGCAGAAAGUAGAGACGUCUAUAUAACAAAAAGAAUGGCAUUAUCGUAUCUAGGUAAAAUAUUUGAUCCAUUAGGACUAUUGGCUCCAGUUACAGUAUUGGUUAAGUUAUUUGUGCAGAAGCUCUGGAUAAGUAAUUUAGAUUGGGAUAUGAAAUUAAAUGAAGAAAUGAUGAAAGAAUGGAAAAACAUUGUGCAGAACUUAGACGCAAUACAAACAAUCAGAAUUGAGAGAUGGGUAGGAGUUACCGGAAAUGAUGAAAUAUGCCUGGUGGGGUUCGCUGACGCAUCGGAAAAGGCCUACGCAGCAAUAGUGUACAUAAAAACGCACGCAAAGGUGUCCAUAAUAGCAGCAAAAAGUAGGAAAGAUAAAAAUGUAUGCAUGGAGUGA